Messenger RNA from Ipomoea nil (Japanese morning glory), 4820 nucleotides. RefSeq lists its product as uncharacterized. The transcript is spliced from 9 exons. The record is from RefSeq and is a predicted model, not a curated record. Gene Ontology annotation, molecular function: protein kinase activity; ATP binding; protein binding. Gene Ontology annotation, cellular component: cytoplasm. Gene Ontology annotation, biological process: signal transduction; protein phosphorylation. Lineage: Eukaryota; Viridiplantae; Streptophyta; Magnoliopsida; Solanales; Convolvulaceae. Bases 698 to 4651 code for a protein of 1317 amino acids.
CCUCCACGUGCCCUCUCCCCCAUCCCUCCUAUCCCUUCUCUCCUUGUAUCCUAAGAAAUUGAAAUAGAAAAAAAAAAGAAAAAAAAAAAAAGAGAAAAACUUUAGCGAGGUACUAUGAAUCCAUAAUCCAACUCAGCAAUCUGAGAGCGACUUUCUUGCGUUUCUCCCUCUCUAAUCUCUGCUGCCAACUUGUAAUCUUCCAUCAAUCUCAUAGGAAUUGGAGAUUUCACAGAAACCCAAAAUGGGUAAAUGCCGUAUGGUCUUUUAAAUAAGACACAGAUACAGACAGAGACACGGAGGAUUGAAGAACGGGAACCACCGCCAAGAUUGGUACUUUCUUGUUCUUGAAUUCUUUCCAACUCUCUGGGUUUUCUGGAAGGUGGGCGGGUCGGGUUAAUCGUAGGGCACUCGAGCUUUUUAUUUUCCGGGUAAUUUGAAUCUGGUUCUUUGAUUUGAAUGGAUGUUUGCUUAGAAAGCUCUUGGAUUAGUCUUUAUCCGUGGGGAUAUUAGCAAGGGUUUGUCGGAGGUUUCGAAGUCCAGUGCUUUUUUUUUUUUUUUUUUUUUUUUCGUGCUUUUCAACUGAAGAAUGACGAAAUGUUGGAAGCAAUUUAGGAAUUGAAGGGAAAAAUUGUAGCUUGGCUCUAUCUGUUUGUGUUGAAGGGAAAACAUAUAUUUUGCCGUAUUUGGCAAAAAAGGUAUGGCUUCUGAUCAGAACUCAAUACCCAUUAAUUUGUUAGCGGCGGAUAUGGGUAAAACGGUUCAGGAAGAAUCGCACAUUUCUCCGGCGGCCAUUUCUGGAAAUGGCAAUCCAGGGGGGUUCAUCCCCACCAUUCAGUACUCAGACGCGGAAUUUGUAGGGAUGGGAUUUAACAAUGGUGUGGCUAUGAUGGCCGGGAGGGUCCCACAGCAGGUCAUGCUCCCAACACAGAUGGGUGGUGGGAUUGGAUCGGAUCAUGGGAGUGGUAGAUCACAGAGUGCAUCUGGGCAUGGUACUGAUGAAGGUGGGGAGGAUUCGGUAUCGUCGGGCAAGAAAGUGAAACUUUUGUGUAGUUUUGGGGGGAAAAUAUUGCCCAGGCCAAGUGAUGGGGCACUGAGAUAUGUUGGAGGGCAAACUAGGAUCAUCAGUGUUAGGAGGGAUGUGAGUUUUCCUGAAAUGGUUGGGAAAAUGAUGGAUAUAUAUGGGCAAGAUGUGGUGAUUAAGUACCAGUUACCUGAUGAAGAUCUUGAUGCGCUUGUGUCUGUGUCUUGUCCCGACGAUCUUGAUAACAUGAUGGAUGAGUAUGAAAAGUUGGGUGAGAAAUUGAGUGAUGGUUCAGCAAAAUUGAGGGUGUUUUUGUUUUCACCGUCGGAAGUUGAAGCUGCUGUUGCCUUGCAGUAUGGCACUGUGCCGGAUAAUGGACAGAUGUAUGUUGAGGCAGUGAAUGGAAUCCUAGAGGGAGGUGGUGGUGUAACCAAGUAUACGAGUACCGCUAGUGCUUCUUCCACCCAGAACUCAGAAGCCAGUGGUGGUGAUGCUGUUGAUUUCUCUGGCCUUGGUCAAGGGGUGAUCUCGAGACCACCUUCGAGUGAGACAUUAUCCGGCCCCGCUGCUGCUCAAGGAGCAGCUGCUUCGAGGGUGGUGGAUCCAAAUCCUGCAGUUUAUGUCAAUACUUCUUCUGCUGCUCCUUUGGGCAUUCAUGUUGCUGUGUCGGGCCCUCCCUCGAAUCUAGCUGCUCCUUCUGAGCUUGAAUAUGAAAAAUCGGUGCCUAUUCCUGUACAGCAGCAGCAGCAGCAAAUGGGGUUUGAUUUGCAGCAACCAGGAAUGACUUUUCCGGUGCAUUCAACAUAUGUACCGGAUCAUCACCGGGAAGGCUUUAGCCGUGCAGAUUAUGCACAAUUCCCUUCCCAGAUUGGUUUUCCUCCACAGCUUAGGGCGAAUGUCGGGCCAGUGUAUGCCCAACAGCCCUUAACUGCUGGUACUACACUUCAGCAAUUUGUUCCUGCUGUUCACAUGACAAUGUCGCCCUCUCAUGUCAGUAUGAAUCCUAAUCAUCGGCUUACUCAUCAUCUCGUUCAGCCACAACAAGUUAGAUUUGAACAAUAUCCUCCAGAAAACACACUGGGGGGGCAGAGGAUUGUACAGCUUCCCGGGGACCAAGGAUACGGGACGUAUCAGCCUCAGCUCCAAGUAUUGGGGGGAGGAGCGUAUGGUUGGCAUCAGAUUCCUCACCCUCAGCAGGUAGCGUUUUCUGAAGGGGCAAUGGCUCAUCCUACGCCAAGUGGACAGGAGGCGAUCCCAAGAUUUGAGGGUUGUUAUAUGCGUCAAAAAUCAUUGCCUAAGGCUCAUUCAGAUACAGUAGCACAAGACCAAAGGGACAGCCCCAUGAGCACCACACCUGGCUAUAAAUCAGCUUAUGAAGGUGGCCCUUGGGUGGAUGAUAAGGGUAGGCAUAUGUGCAUGGGUGUCACAACUGGAGCUUCUGAACACCAUGGAGCUGCUGUUGGACCAAGGGUCAUUGGUCAUAUGGAUCAUGAAGUGACUGGGGUCUCGCAGAAUGUUCAGAAUCCAGAGUGUCCAAAAAUAUCUCUCCCUCAGGGUGCAAUAGGAUUAACGAGUGGCAUGCAAUCUCAUUAUGCGCAGUUUAUACCCACUGUUUCUCAAUCGUGUCAAGUCGAUUCUCCCGAGCAGCAUCUGAUUCCAAUGCAGUACCAUGUUAAAGAAGAUGUCGGUGUUAACAAAGCAAUUCCACACGGGAUGCCUUUCCAGAUGCCAGAAUACCUCGUUCAGGAAUCACCAGUUGUACUUCCUAAAGAAGAUAAUAAAGAAUCUAGAACUGCAGUUGACCACAUGAAGCAAGUUGAGAGUAUAAUGGAAAAUCUUCAAAUACACACAGCUGAGACUCAUCCCAACAGUAAGCAGAUUAAGCCAGGAGGCGAUAAUUAUAUGAAGGACAACAUCUUGGAAAACAGAACUCAACGGGUUGGUUGGAAUCAGGCAUUUACAGAUUCAAGUACUGCUCUCGAUGCAAAUCACAUCAAACUGAACGAAAUGCCACCCAGUUCAUCAGCUGAAACUGUGUUCUUGCAAACUUUUCGGGCCCCAGAACUCUGUGCAGUAUCACAGCCUUCUCCUUUGGAGAAAAAACCCGAUUUUGAUGUGCAUUUGAAGCAAGGAGUUGGCCAAUUUGUCCCUGACGAGAUGUCCUUUGAUAACCCUGCUUUCUCCAGUGCUGAAUCAGCAAAUCCAACACCUAAUGUUCCAGUCUCUGACCUUCAACCGAAGCUUAUUCCCGCUGGUAUUGAAGUUCUCUCCCCAGAUGGAAGUUCAACAUCUAUAUCUCCAUCUUCUAUGUAUGGAGCUGCACAGGAAACCUCACCUUCACUAUUUAGCAACCAGGAUCCUUGGAAUAUGCAGCGUGAUAGUCACUUCCCUCCUCCUAAACCUAGCAAACAUCGAGUAAAAAAGGAAACUUUGGGUGUCAAGGAUCAGUCUGACCCUGCACUAUCCAACAAAAGCUCGGAAGAGGAAAUGAUCAAGCAAGAACUUCAGGCUGUUGCUGAGGAGGUAGCUACUUCUGUUCUUCAGUCACCUGUGCCUUCUAAUCCCGACUUUCCCAUAUUUGGUGGGAGCAAGUAUGGAUCUUUAAGUGAGCAUAACAGCGAAGUUCAAAGUUCUGAUGGAGAAACCUUGGACAGAAAUAAAUUCGAGAAAGCAAAACCUAAGUUGCCGGAGAGGAGAGAUUUUGGCUUUCCUGUGUCGGGUGACGUUGGUCGGUUACAGAUUAUAAGAAACAGUGAUCUUGAAGAGUUUCGAGAGUUGGGUUCAGGUACUUUUGGCACAGUUUAUCAUGGAAAGUGGAGAGGAACUGAUGUUGCAAUCAAAAGGAUUAAUGAAAGAUGUUUUGCUGGAAAACCAUCAGAAGAAAAACGUAUGAGGGAUGAUUUCUGGAACGAGGCGAUCAAACUUGCGGACUUGCACCAUCCAAAUGUUGUUGCAUUCUAUGGUGUGGUGCUUGAUGGGCCUGGUGGUUCUGUAGCAACUGUCACAGAGUUUAUGGUUAAUGGUUCUUUGAGAAAUGUUCUGCAGAAAAAUGAGAGGAGCCUUGAUAAGUGGAAGCGUCUUUUGAUAACAAUGGAUGUAGCAUUUGGAAUGGAGUACUUGCAUGGGAGGAAUAUAGUACACUUUGACCUGAAAAGUGAUAAUCUAUUGGUUAAUCUCCGUGAUCCACACCGUCCAAUUUGCAAGGUUGGUGAUUUGGGACUCUCCAAGGUGAAAUGUCAGACGCUAAUCUCAGGUGGCGUGCGAGGAACUCUUCCUUGGAUGGCACCGGAGCUCCUUAAUGGCGGUAGUAACCUUGUCUCCGAGAAGGUUGACGUGUUCUCCUUUGGAAUAGUAAUGUGGGAACUUUUAACUGGAGAAGAACCAUACACAGACUUGCAUUAUGGUGCCAUAAUUGGUGGUAUUGUUAGCAACACAUUGAGGCCACCCGUUCCAGAAUCAUGCGACCCUGAUUGGCGAUCGCUUAUGGAAAGAUGCUGGUCAGCGGAGCCAUCAGAGAGGCCGAACUUCACUGAGAUUGCAAAUGAAUUGCGGGCUAUAGCGUCUAAGCUUCGCUCGAAAGGACCAAACCAGCAACCUCUCCCCACUGCACAUUCCCAAGCUAAGAGUUAAAACAUUAUACUCAGCUAUUGUUUGGUCUUUUUGUUUGAAAGCUGAAUAGAACAUUUAUUGAAUCUAAAAUAUGUAAUUGGAUCCUAAUUUUUUGUUUUUUUAGUGUAAUGAAAAUUAGGAUGUUCUUUAAUCAACUUCCCAAUAUGUUGUGUAUGUCUUUUUUCCUCUC